Messenger RNA from Arabidopsis arenosa, 1481 nucleotides. NCBI's taxonomy places the organism in Eukaryota, Viridiplantae, Streptophyta, Magnoliopsida, Brassicales, Brassicaceae. The record is from the annotation of a GenBank genome assembly.
AACAAUUUAUUAUUUUCCAUUCUCAAAAAACAAAACAAUGAGAACUCUCUUACCUUCCCAUACUCCGGCGACGGUAACAACGGCGGCGAGAAGAAGACACGUCAUACAUUGCGCCGGUAAGAGAUCUGACUCGUUCUCAAUUGGUUCCAGUAUCUCCGAUUGGCAAAGCUCAUGCGCUAUUCUCUCUAGCAAAGUCGUUUCACAAGAACAAUCCGAUUCCUUAAUCUCCGCCGUCAACAACAACGGCGCCGGAAUCUCAGAUUUGAAUCUAGUUCCAUUCAAUAACAGCAACAAAUCGAUUCAAUCGAAGAAGCCUCUUAGUAUUUCAGAUCUAUCUCCAGCUCCGAUGCAUGGAUCUAACCUCCGCGUCGCCUAUCAAGGUGUUCCCGGAGCUUACUCCGAAGCCGCCGCUGGUAAAGCUUAUCCUAACUGUCAAGCGAUUCCUUGCGAUCAAUUCGAAGUUGCGUUUCAAGCGGUUGAGCUUUGGAUCGCCGAUCGCGCUGUUUUACCUGUCGAAAACUCACUCGGCGGUUCGAUUCAUCGGAAUUACGAUCUUCUUCUCCGUCACCGUCUUCAUAUCGUCGGCGAAGUUCAACUUCCGGUACAUCAUUGUCUCAUGGCUCUUCCCGGUGUACGGAAAGAGUUUCUCACUCGAGUGAUCUCUCAUCCUCAAGGACUAGCUCAAUGCGAACACACGUUGACUAAACUCGGUCUCAACGUCGCUCGUGAAGCGGUUGAUGAUACCGCCGGAGCAGCGGAGUUUAUCGCUGCCAAUAAUAUCCGUGAUACCGCCGCGAUUGCGAGUGCACGCGCGGCGGAGAUCUACGGAUUGGAGAUUUUGGAAGAUGGGAUUCAAGAUGACGCGAGUAACGUCACGCGCUUUGUGAUGUUGGCGCGUGAACCGAUUAUACCGAGAACUGAUCGGCCGUUUAAGACGAGUAUAGUGUUCGCUCACGAGAAAGGCACGUGCGUUUUGUUUAAGGUUCUCUCGGCUUUUGCGUUUAGGAACAUUAGUUUGACUAAGAUUGAGUCUAGGCCCAACCAUAAUGUUCCCAUUAGGCUAGUCGAUGAGGCCAAUGUGGGAACGGCUAAGCAUUUCGAGUACAUGUUUUAUAUCGAUUUCGAGGCUUCGAUGGCCGAGGCGCGUGCUCAAAAUGCGCUUGCUGAGGUUCAGGAGUUUACGUCGUUUUUACGGGUUUUGGGGAGUUAUCCCAUGGAUAUGACUUCUUGGUCUCCAUCGUCUUCGUCAUCAUCAUCACCAUCUACAUUUUCGUUGUGACACUAAAUUGGAAAUGUAAAUUGGAGAAGAAAGUUGUAAACAUAAUUUUGAUGAAAAUAAAUUCUUUAUUUCUCCAAGAUCAAUCUUUUGUAUUUUCUGUUUACAUUAUACUUUUGAGUUUCGUUUGAUUGUAUUAUUUUGAAAUUACAAGUUUUGAGCUGAUUUUUCGUUCUCUAUUAGACCAUAAAAGUUUUUUACAAUU